UAGUCCAAAAUCAAAAUCCAAAAUUUUUCAAAUUUUAGAGUAAAUAAUCUGCCUGAGUUCUUUGUGAAGUAUUUUUGAAGGCAAAAAUGCAGGCUAUCAAGGAAAAGUUUAAUGAUAUGAGCGCCAUGCGCAAGGCCAAAGCUGAAGCUAAGGAGGAGGAAAAAGCAGAGAAGGAGUUGGCAAAGGCAAGAGUAGAAGUAGCACAUGAGGUAAGAUUGGCAAGAGAGGCAGAAGCAGCCAUGGAUCUGCACGUGAACAAAGCUGCAGAGAAGAUUGCACAUGAAGAGGAAAAGCAUGUUCACAACAUUAAUGAAGGAACCUUGGACCCUUAUGCUGCCAGCUUCACCAAUACUAACAAUCCCACUGGAGGAGACCCUUAUGGUCUUGGUGCCAACCAUUCUGGUCAGCUCAAUAAUGCUGGAACAGGACCAACUAACAAUCUUCUUUAGACUGUUUCUCUACUAGUUUAAUUUGAUGCCUCAAGCUCAUUGGUUAUAUAUAUAUAUAUA
Lycium ferocissimum is the source of this 509-nucleotide messenger RNA. RefSeq names its product late embryogenesis abundant protein 6-like. NCBI's taxonomy places the organism in Eukaryota, Viridiplantae, Streptophyta, Magnoliopsida, Solanales, Solanaceae. The record is from RefSeq and is a predicted model, not a curated record. The transcript has 2 exons. Gene Ontology annotation, biological process: embryo development ending in seed dormancy. Bases 87 to 449 code for a protein of 120 amino acids.